GUGUUUGAGGGUGAUCGUCAGUUUUUCCCAUCUAGCCCAACAUUAUUAUCAUUCCAAGGUCCUCCUCGGUCCGUGCUGACGUGCAGAGUAAUCUUUCCAGCCAGGUGGAGUGCAAGUGAAAAUCGAAGGGCAGCCAUUUGUGUGGCAAAGUGUGAAAAGCGAGUCCUGAAAUUCGGUGUGCUGUUGAGAUUGCCGGCUGCCGGCGAGGAAACCAUUUUUGGUAAAUCCUACGAGUGAUAGUGUGAAACAGCGCUAAGCCAAACCAGAUCUCGAAGAGUGUAUUUUGCGUUGAGUAAGCAGGGGUAGCAGCAGAAGCAGCAGAAUGGGUAAGGAGAAGACUCAUAUUAACAUUGUGGUCAUCGGACAUGUUGAUUCCGGCAAGUCCACCACCACUGGCCAUCUGAUCUACAAGUGCGGUGGUAUUGAUAAGCGUACCAUCGAGAAGUUCGAGAAAGAGGCCCAGGAGAUGGGCAAAGGUUCAUUCAAGUACGCAUGGGUAUUGGAUAAACUGAAGGCUGAACGUGAGCGUGGUAUCACCAUUGAUAUCGCAUUGUGGAAGUUCGAAACCGCCAAGUACUAUGUAACCAUCAUCGAUGCCCCUGGACAUCGUGAUUUCAUCAAGAACAUGAUUACCGGAACAUCGCAAGCUGAUUGCGCCGUGUUGAUCGUUGCCGCUGGUACUGGCGAGUUCGAAGCUGGUAUUUCGAAGAACGGCCAAACCCGUGAGCAUGCUCUGCUAGCCUUCACGCUCGGUGUCAAGCAACUGAUCGUUGGUGUAAACAAGAUGGAUUCUACUGAGCCACCGUACCAUGAGGCUCGUUACGAGGAAAUUAAGAAGGAAGUCUCUUCCUACAUCAAGAAGAUCGGUUAUAACCCAUUGUCGGUUGCCUUCGUACCUAUUUCUGGUUGGCACGGCGAUAACAUGCUCGAACCAUCGGAUAAGAUGCCAUGGUUCAAGGGAUGGGCCGUUGAGCGCAAGGAAGGCAAGGCUGAGGGCAAGACCCUCAUCGAAGCCUUGGACAACAUUCUGCCCCCGUCGCGUCCCACCGAUAAGCCUCUCCGUUUGCCACUCCAGGAUGUGUACAAAAUUGGUGGUAUCGGUACGGUUCCGGUGGGUCGUGUUGAGACCGGUAUCCUGAAGCCAGGUAUGGUGGUCGUGUUUGCCCCGGUCAACAUCACCACUGAGGUCAAGUCAGUCGAGAUGCAUCAUGAAGCGCUGUCGGAGGCUCUUCCCGGUGACAACGUUGGCUUCAACGUAAAGAACGUCUCCGUCAAGGAGUUGCGCCGUGGUUACGUUGCUGGCGACUCUAAGGCUAGCCCACCGAAGGGAGCGGCCGAUUUCACCGCUCAGGUUAUCGUCCUUAAUCACCCGGGCCAGAUCGCCAACGGGUACACCCCGGUACUCGAUUGUCACACUGCUCACAUCGCGUGCAAGUUCGCUGAGAUCAAGGAAAAGUGUGACCGUCGCUCCGGCAAAGUCACCGAAGAGAAUCCCAAGUCCAUCAAAUCUGGCGAUGCCGCCAUCGUCAAUCUGGUGCCAAGCAAGCCGUUGUGCGUCGAGAGUUUCCAGGAGUUCCCACCGCUGGGACGUUUUGCUGUGCGCGACAUGCGUCAAACCGUCGCCGUUGGCGUCAUUAAAUCGGUCAACUUUAAAGAGGCAACCGGUGGUAAAGUAACCAAAGCCGCCGAGAAGGCCCAGAAGAAGAAAUAACUAGAGACACCGGAACACUCGAACACAGUAGCGGCAGCGACCAGCACUGCUAGCAGCAACAACAGCAACACUACUAUUACUACUAAUAAACCCAAACAAUUCUCAACAUUGUUAUUAUUGAAUAAUGAUGAUCGAAUACAGACUUUUAUUGAGUGUGCAAUCCAGUCGGUUGCCAUCAAUAGAAAUCAUCCAUUAUUAUUAAAUAAUAAUUUAAGAAGUAAUAUUAAUCAUAAACUACAACUUAAUAAUAAUCGUAAUUAUUUAAAGAAAACCACAGAGAUAAAAAUUCAGGCCGGCUGGUGCAUAGAAUAUUUUAUUGGUAAAAUUGCAAGUGAAAUCACGGCAGCAGCUACAACAACAACCACGCGAUCAUCAUCAUCUUCAUCUCCCUCACAACCACUUUUAAUGACCUAUUUUAACCAAUUGAGUGUAUCAUGCCUAUCAUCAGUCCUCUCCCCCAGCAGCAGCAGCAACGAUUACUCUUCACCAUCACCGUCAUCUGCAAAUAAGACUAAUUUAUUUUACCACCAUAGAAAAGCAUUUCGAAGGAAAGAAGACAACUGUCUACUGGAACUAUUCGUCAUCAUUACCAUCACCUCUAUCGCUAUUGAGUAUCUUCUAUUUGCUACCAAAAACGCUCUGCUUCUCACACUCACACCCUCUAGUUUAGUUGGUUCUACUAAUUUUUUGACCGCUUGGUCAUGAUAAGAUCGAUUAAGACACCUAAUACCAAAGAGUUGGGAAAGACUUUAAUAAAUCACCUGUGUAGAAGUUAAAUUUAGUUUGAAAAGACAUUUUUGUUUGGUUUACCAUACGCUAUACGAAGAAGGCAAAUGUUUAAUAAAUUGUUGAUCAACAGAGAGGAAUACAAAUAUUAUUGGCUGAUUCUACAAACUAUUUGUGAUAUUAAAUAUGCUGUGUUUUUCGAAACUAAUUUUCUCAAAUACCGAUGUGUUAAGACGAACAUAAAGUAACUUAUGCUGCUAGAUGUGGCUUGUUAUUUCGUAAAUUCUCCACGAACGCAACUGUCCUCGAUCACGAUCAUCUUGCGCACUAUUGCAUUGCAUUAUUCCAUUGGAAAAUUGAAAAAAAACACUUGGGAGAAAGUGAGCUGGCUGCUAGUGGAUAGCUAUCACCGAACCAGAAAUUUCAGGCGAGCGAAUAUAAAACUGUGUACCUUGUUCAGCUCUGUCCCAUGCCUCAGAUACGUCAGCAGCAUUCGGAGCGAUCAUGAAAGAUGUCUGCUCUCACUUGCAUACUGGUAAAAAAAACAUCUAUAAACCACCCGCUAUAACACACACAUUAACACAUAUAAUGACCUACAAUCCUUUUGCAUUGACAAAGAAUAAGAUGGAAAUUACCAAUAAAAAAAUAAAUUGAAUCUGAAUGUAGCAAUAUGCAAGCAUAUUUAUGGUGAAAACGUAAUGACAUAAAAAUGGGAUAAAUGGCCAAUAAAAUCAAGGCGAGGCUUGAA
Toxorhynchites rutilus septentrionalis is the source of this 3185-nucleotide messenger RNA. Its product is annotated as elongation factor 1-alpha 2. The coding region runs from base 323 to 1711 and encodes 462 amino acids. Gene Ontology annotation, molecular function: translation elongation factor activity; GTPase activity; GTP binding. The record is from RefSeq and is a predicted model, not a curated record. Gene Ontology annotation, biological process: translation; translational elongation. The transcript has 4 exons. NCBI's taxonomy places the organism in Eukaryota, Metazoa, Arthropoda, Insecta, Diptera, Culicidae.